CUCCCAUCCCCAUAUGGAUCGAAUUGGUGGCCGCCUGGCCGGUGUCAUAAAUAGGCGGCCAUUGCGGAGGAGAUGGGGAAGGCUGCAACCCAACCCAGGCUCGCCGCCCCUCCCUCCACCCCUUCGCCUCCGUCCGCCGACGCCAAGGGUUUCUCCCCUUGCGUCGCGGCGGAGGCAGCGUUGCCUUCGCCGCUGCCGUCGCGUCUCUAGCGCCACGCUUCCGUAGCUGCUCCCUUUUCAGACGAUGGAACAUAAGAAAACCCUGUUUAAGGGAGUGAUUGAGGAUUUCAGAGGAAGAGCAGCUUGCUACAAACAAGAUUGGCACAAUGGUUUCAGUUCCGGGUUCAGGAUUUUGGCACCUACAUUAUACAUCUUCUUUGCAUCUGCACUACCUGUUAUUGCCUUCGGGGAGCAAUUGAGUAAAGAUACAGAUGGUACACUAACAACAGUCGAGACAUUGGCAUCCACUGCUAUAUGUGGCAUCAUACAUUCUGUAAUGGGAGGACAGCCACUACUGAUUGUGGGAGUUGCAGAACCAACUAUUAUCAUGUACACGUAUAUCUACAAUUUUGCCAAAAAUCAGCCAAGCCUUGGAGAAAGAUUAUUCCUGGCCUGGGCUGGAUGGGUUUGUGUCUGGACUGCGGUCAUGUUGUUCCUCAUGGCAAUGUUUAAUGCUGCAGUUGCUUUAAAUAGAUUUACAAGGUUUGCAGGAGAAUUGUUUGGAAUGUUGAUUACAAUUCUGUUCAUGCAAGAAGCUGUCAAGGGAAUGUUAAGUGAAUUCAGCGCGCCUGAGGGUCAAGAUCACAACCUACCGAUAUACCAGUUCCACUGGGUAUAUAUUAAUGGUCUGCUUGGAAUUAUCUUUUCAAUGGGACUGCUCUAUACUGCAUUACGGAGCAGGGCUGCAAGGUCAUCGCUCUACGGCACUGGGUGGCAAAGGAGCUUAAUUGCUGACUAUGGUGUUCCAAUUAUGGUCAUACUGUGGACAGCAUUGUCAUAUUCAUUGCCCAGCAAGAUCCCUUCAGGUGUUCCUAGGAGGCUCUUCACCCCGCUUCCUUGGGAACCCAAGUCACUGCAGCACUGGACAGUAGCUAAGGAUUUAUUUUCUGUCCCUCCAGCCUACAUAUUUUUGGCUAUUGUGCCUGCUGCAAUGGUUGCAGGACUCUAUUUCUUUGAUCAUAGUGUAGCUUCACAGAUGGCUCAGCAGAAGGAGUUUAACUUAAAGAAUCCAUCAGCCUACCAUUAUGACAUUUUGGUCCUGAGCUUUUCGGUCUUGAUUUGUGGUCUUCUUGGCAUUCCUCCAUCUAAUGGAGUACUUCCCCAGUCCCCCAUGCACACUAGAAGUCUUGCAGUCCUCAGGAGGCAGGCGCUUCGAAAAAAGAUGAUCCAAACUGCCAAGGAGGGCAUGAUGAACAAUGCUAACUGUUCAGAAGUUUAUGGCAAGAUGCAAGAAGUUUUCAUUGAAAUGGAUGAUAAAAGUAAUGAGGUUUCUGUUCACAAAGAGCUCAGGGACUUGAAAGAUGCAGUUAUCCCAGAGGGGAAUGGAGCAGGGAACGUGCCUGAAGUAUUUGAUCCUGAAAAGCAUCUGGAGGCUUACUUGCCUGUCCGGGUAAAUGAGCAGAGAGUAAGCAAUCUGCUUCAGUCCCUGCUGGUCGCUGGUUGUGUUGGAGUUAUGCCAAUCAUUCAGAAGAUACCGACAUCAGUCCUUUGGGGUUACUUUGCUUAUAUGUCCAUUGACAGCCUGCCUGGCAACCAGUUCUGGGAGCGGUUCCAACUUCUGUUUGUCGCACCUCAACGGCGCUACAAGGUUCUUGAAGGCGCCCAUGCUUCCUUCUUGGAGUCUGUGCCUUUCAACAAGAUAUUUGCCUUCACCCUUUUCCAGCUAUUUUAUCUCUUGAUUGUCUGGGGGAUGACAUGGAUACCAGUGGCAGGAAUCCUCUUCCCGCUCCUGUUCUUCUUUCUCGUUCUCAUCAGGCAGCAUUUCCUCCCCAAGUUCUUUGAUUCACGCCACCUGUGGGAACUGGAUGCGUCUGAGUACGAAGAAUGUGAGGGGGUGCGCCGUGAUCCAUCAAUAUCAGAGGCUGAUAACGAAUCUAUUGCACACGGUGGUGAAGCUCCGCCUGAAUAUGCUCAUGAUAUAUUGGAGGAAUUCACGACUCACCGUGGAGAACUGAAGCACAGGGCCCCGAGUUUCCGCGACGAGCGGCUGAUACGGCUGAAUUCCGUCCAGAUGACGAGGCAGUUCUCCCGGAUCGCUUCUCUCGCUCCCGAACGGCCAUAGCUACGGAAGGAGAUGUGAAGAACAUUCUUUCAGGCACGAGGUCUCCAGACGAAGAUGGGUCCAGAGGACACACGGUGGACCAUGCGAAUAAAAAACGUUGAGAUUAUUGUUUACAGUAAGCAAUUGCUUUCAAGAUCCACUGUAACCAACUUUUGGGCGCAAAGACGCGCCGUUUGCUGCGCGGGAAUGAAAAUGGGGGAAAAAUUUGUAUG
Messenger RNA from Brachypodium distachyon (stiff brome), 2493 nucleotides. RefSeq names its product boron transporter 4. The transcript has 14 exons. Gene Ontology annotation, biological process: monoatomic anion transport; monoatomic ion homeostasis; transmembrane transport. NCBI's taxonomy places the organism in Eukaryota, Viridiplantae, Streptophyta, Magnoliopsida, Poales, Poaceae. Gene Ontology annotation, molecular function: solute:inorganic anion antiporter activity. The record is from RefSeq and is a predicted model, not a curated record. Gene Ontology annotation, cellular component: plasma membrane. The coding region runs from base 245 to 2281 and encodes 678 amino acids.